This is a messenger RNA of Uncinocarpus reesii 1704, 2289 nucleotides long. RefSeq lists its product as uncharacterized. Gene Ontology annotation, cellular component: membrane. Lineage: Eukaryota; Fungi; Ascomycota; Eurotiomycetes; Onygenales; Onygenaceae. The record is from RefSeq and is a predicted model, not a curated record. The transcript has 5 exons. Gene Ontology annotation, molecular function: ABC-type oligopeptide transporter activity; ATP hydrolysis activity; ATP binding. Gene Ontology annotation, biological process: transmembrane transport. Bases 1 to 2289 code for a protein of 762 amino acids.
AUGGAAGAUUCGAAGCUUCAACCUCAGUCGUCAUCGCAUCUUUCAAAAUUUCUGCUUGUGAUUCCUGCAGCUCAACAAGCCGACGACGUUCACUUCCGCAACCUUUGCCAGAGGCCAAUCACCAGAGCAGCGUUCGAAAUAGCCCAAAUCGACCGCAAUGUGAAGCGUACGCCCUUUAUCCGAGGCUAUGGGUUACAAAGAACUCUCAUUUCAGCCGCUUCGUUCGUCGUCGUACGGAAUAAAUUCGAGUCGCUCUCUCUUACCCAAAAUGGCCUGAAGCAAAUUUGUUGGUUUUCGGCUGCAAGAAGCGUGCGAAAACAAGAGCGUUCGCCAACACCGAAGGAUUUUAAUAACGGCAGGAAUGAGUCGGAAAAUACGGUUUCUAGUCUACAGGAUGACUUGCAUAAAGGAUUUGAACGCUCGGAGAAAGCCUCGCAAGCUGCUCAAAUUAACUUAAGUGCGCGGCUGGCGAAAGACGGUCUCGCUCACGGGAAGAAGGCAGGAGUUCGGGAAAUAUGGCGGUUGAUCAAGAUUGCCCGUCCAGAAGCGAAGAUCCUAUCUGUUGCAUUCGUAUUGCUUAUUCUUUCGUCUUCGGUUAGCAUGUCAAUUCCUUUCUCCAUCGGCAAAAUCCUUGAUAUCGCCACGAACCCGGACUCGAAUCAGCUCUUUGGCCUCAGUCUUCCUUGGUUUUAUGGUGCUUUGGCAGGCGUCCUUACUCUUGGUGCUGCAGCUAGCUAUGGGAGAAUCAUCAUCUUACGAAUUGUUGGAGAGCGGAUUGUUGCUAGACUACGAUCAAGGCUCUUCCGACAGACCUAUGUCCAAGACGCUGAAUUCUUCGAUGCGAACCGAGUUGGAGACUUGAUUUCGCGGCUAAGUUCAGAUACUAUCAUUGUUGGAAAAAGUAUCACUCAGAAUCUCUCCGAUGGACUUCGUGCAGCGGUGAGUGGCGCUGCCGGUUUUGGGAUGAUGGCAUAUGUCAGCCUUAAGUUGUCGGGUAUUCUAGCAUUGCUAUUUCCACCAGUUGCUAUCGCAGCCUUCUUCUACGGUAGGGCAAUCAGAAACUUAAGCCGGAAGAUACAAAAGAAUUUGGGGACUCUCACCAAGAUCGCCGAAGAGCGGUUAGGUAACGUGAGAACGAGUCAAUCUUUCGCUGGGGAGCGAUUGGAAGUCAGUCGAUACAACCAUCAAGUCAAGCGAAUAUUCGAAUUAGGAAAGAGAGAAUCGUUUAUCAGCGCGACAUUUUUCUCCGCUACUGGUUUCACAGGAAAUAUGACCAUUCUUGCUCUACUAUAUGUAGGCGGCGGGAUGGUUCAGUCCGGUGGAAUCACUAUCGGUGAACUCACAUCAUUUCUCAUGUACACUGUAUAUGCAGGCUCGAGUAUGUUCGGGUUAUCGAGCUUUUACUCAGAACUAAUGAAGGGCGUCGGCGCUGCCAGUCGCCUCUUUGAACUUCAGGACCGAAAGCCCACCAUUUCACCUACUGUUGGAUCAAAAGUUAAAUCGGCGCAAGGGCCUAUUAAAUUUGAAAAUGUUCGAUUCAGUUAUCCGACUCGACCUGCUGUAACGAUUUUCAAAGAUCUCGAUUUUGAAGUCCCACAGGGAGCUAAUGUACCAUUGCUGAGAACAUAUCUUAUGGAAAGCCAGAGGGCAACCAGGGCUGAGAUUAUCGCUGCUGCGAGAAAGGCUAAUUGUCAGUUUAUCGGCGAUUUCCCCGAUGGUCUUGAUACGCAUGUGGGUGCACGAGGAACCCAACUCUCUGGAGGCCAGAAGCAGCGGAUUGCAAUCGCCCGAGCUCUUAUCAAAGACCCUGAUAUCUUAAUUCUUGACGAAGCGACAUCGGCUCUUGAUGCAGAAUCUGAGACUCUCGUUAACAGCGCUCUGGCAGCCUUGUUCCGCGGAAGCAAUACCACUAUCAGUAUUGCCCAUAGGCUGUCAACCAUAAAACGUUCUGAUACAAUCAUUGUUCUGGACUCAGAAGGCCGGGUUGCCGAACAGGGUUCCUACAAAGAUCUCAGUUCAAGGCCAGAUGGUGCAUUCAUGAAACUCAUGGAAUGGCAAAUCAGCGGAGGGGAAUCUGGAAUGACUCCCGUGGCCCAUUACGAAGGAUCCACAGUCCGUGGGCCACCUUCAGAAGCAGAAGAAUUGCAACAAAUGCUCCAAGAUGGUGAAGACGAGGAGUAUGACGAAAGCGGAGACGUCGAAGAGGAAGACAUUCAGGCCAAGAAGCUAGGGCCUGCAGAGAGCGAUGAGGAGGUUGGCGAAAGGGCUAGCGAUACCGUCAAACGCUAG